Molecule: messenger RNA, 675 nt
Organism: Blastocystis hominis
Lineage: Eukaryota; Bigyra; Opalinata; Blastocystidae
Exons: 5
Coding region: 13-675 (220 amino acids)
Source: RefSeq, a predicted model, not a curated record
CUCUGGGGUAGUAUGUUGUCUUUCCAAAGAGUAUUGCCGGGCAUUGGGAAUGGGAUAGUUGCCUACUCUCGAGUUGCUGUACGCUGCUAUGCUACGAAAACACCGGAGCAGAUGGAAAAGAUUGCCAACUACCAAGUAAAUAAAGCAAAAUAUAGAGACAAUGUUCGAAAGUUACGAAAGCAAUACUCCGAAGAGUAUGCGGAUCUUCAAAAGCAGUAUGAUACAAUCCGAGCAGAAAAAGCGCGUGCAAAUGAGGAGAAGAUGAAGCUGAAGGCGGAGGAGGCCCGUGAAGCGAAGGUGGGAAACAUUCGCUACCACUGGGAGCACUUGUGCAAUGCUGAGAUAAUGAAAACGAUGCGUCAGACGAGAGGCGUGAUGAACCAACUUCAUCGAGAGUCAGAGAAGCGAAACCACAUGAGAAAGAUGCUGGAUGCUCACAUGGUCUAUUUAGCAAAUCCCUACAAGUUGGAAGAAGUGGAGAAGCGUGUUUUGGAGGAACUUCAGGAGGUUGUGCCGAUUGAGCGCGUGUUUAUGGCGGGUCCCUACGAUAACUUCGAUGCGAUGACGGUUCCCACAAUGGAAAACUACGAAGAGAACGAGGUUCCCGACAACAAGCCUGUGACCAAGGCACGCGUGCAAGAAUUGAAGAAACAGUGGGCUGAGAGUCGUCAAUGA